Mesoplodon densirostris (Blainville's beaked whale) is the source of this 891-nucleotide messenger RNA. RefSeq names its product SIX homeobox 2 (gene SIX2). The coding region runs from base 1 to 891 and encodes 296 amino acids. The transcript is spliced from 2 exons. Gene Ontology annotation, molecular function: RNA polymerase II cis-regulatory region sequence-specific DNA binding; DNA-binding transcription factor activity, RNA polymerase II-specific. Gene Ontology annotation, cellular component: nucleus; transcription regulator complex. NCBI's taxonomy places the organism in Eukaryota, Metazoa, Chordata, Mammalia, Artiodactyla, Ziphiidae. The record is from RefSeq and is a predicted model, not a curated record. Gene Ontology annotation, biological process: regulation of transcription by RNA polymerase II; kidney development.
AUGUCUAUGCUACCCACCUUCGGCUUCACGCAGGAGCAAGUGGCGUGCGUGUGCGAGGUGCUGCAACAGGGCGGCAACAUCGAGCGGCUGGGCCGUUUCCUGUGGUCGCUGCCCGCCUGCGAGCACCUCCACAAGAAUGAAAGCGUGCUCAAGGCCAAGGCGGUGGUGGCCUUCCACCGCGGCAACUUCCGCGAGCUCUACAAGAUCCUGGAGAGCCAUCAGUUCUCGCCGCACAACCACGCCAAGCUGCAGCAGCUGUGGCUCAAGGCGCACUACAUCGAGGCGGAGAAGCUGCGCGGCCGGCCCCUGGGCGCUGUGGGCAAGUACCGAGUGCGCCGCAAGUUUCCCCUGCCGCGCUCCAUCUGGGACGGCGAGGAGACCAGCUACUGCUUCAAGGAAAAGAGUCGAAGCGUGCUGCGCGAGUGGUACGCUCACAACCCCUACCCCUCACCCCGCGAGAAGCGCGAGCUGGCGGAAGCCACGGGCCUCACCACCACGCAGGUCAGCAACUGGUUCAAGAACCGGCGGCAGCGCGACCGGGCAGCCGAGGCCAAGGAAAGGGAGAACAGCGAGAACUCCAACUCCAACAGCCACAACCCGCUGGCUGCGUCGCUGAACGGCAGCGGCAAGUCUGUGCUAGGCAGCUCGGAGGACGAGAAGACGCCGUCGGGGACGCCAGACCACUCGUCGUCCAGCCCCGCGCUGCUGCUCAGCCCGCCGCCGCCACCCGGGCUGCCGUCCCUGCACAGCCUGGGCCAUCCUCCGGGCCCCAGCGCCGUGCCCGUGCCCGUGCCGGGGGGAGGCGGCUCGGACCCACUGCAGCAUCACCACGGCCUGCAGGACUCCAUCCUCAACCCCAUGUCGGCCAACCUCGUGGACCUGGGCUCCUAG